Mustela erminea (ermine) is the source of this 649-nucleotide messenger RNA. RefSeq names its product galectin 2 (gene LGALS2). The record is from RefSeq and is a predicted model, not a curated record. NCBI's taxonomy places the organism in Eukaryota, Metazoa, Chordata, Mammalia, Carnivora, Mustelidae. The transcript has 4 exons. The coding region runs from base 28 to 492 and encodes 154 amino acids. Gene Ontology annotation, molecular function: carbohydrate binding.
ACUCAAUGAAGCAGGACAGAAAACUGCAUGGACAGAGUCCACAGAAAACCGGGAGGAGGGAAAGGCACCCGGAGAGCAAGCAGGUUUCCUUCUGGUGGGAGGGCUGGAAAAUUUGAGAUAACGAACAUGGACAUGAAGUUGGGGACAACCCUGAAGAUCAAGGGCAAGAUUGCCAGUGAUGCUGAUGGAUUUGUGAUCAAUCUGGGCCAGGGGUCGGAGCAGCUCAAUCUGCAUUUCAACCCACGCUUCAAUGACUCCACUAUCGUCUGCAACUCACGGGAUGGCAGCUGGGGGGAGGAGCAACGGGAAGGUCACAUGUGCUUCAGCCCCGGGUCAGAGGUCAAGAUCACCGUGACCUUUGGGAAUGACGGAUUCAAAGUGAAGCUGCCAGAUGGGCACCAGCUGACCUUUCCCAACAGGCUGGGCCACAGCCACCUGAGCUACCUGAGCGUGCUGGACGGGCUGAGCGUCUCCUCCUUCAAAAUCAACUGAAGGGACAGCACCUCCCUGGAGUGAAGACCCCGGGUGCAGAUGCCCUCUCCCGGGCUUCUCUACCCACUCACACAGGACCAGCGGUUCCUGCCCCUGGGCCCCUCCUCUCCUUCCCUAAGGCUAAGAACCAACAAAAAGAACCUGUCUUUAGCCAGUC